Lepisosteus oculatus (spotted gar) is the source of this 3437-nucleotide messenger RNA. NCBI's taxonomy places the organism in Eukaryota, Metazoa, Chordata, Actinopteri, Semionotiformes, Lepisosteidae. The record is from RefSeq and is a predicted model, not a curated record.
GGGGUUGGAGGCUGGGAGAGAAGUAAAUAACAAACAGCCAGCGAGGACGCAGGUAGCGAUGCGGGACAGGGAGUUGGAGCAAAGGGGGAUGAUUUAACGCGCACCAGCACGACUUACUCGAACCCAGAGGCAGAGGCGAACCGCGAGGAGUGGGUGACAAGCGCCUUCAAUGAUAUUUUUGGAAGGAACGGGGUCUGAGCACCAUGUCCUGCUCCGAUAACCUGCUUUGGGAUGUGAGGAAGCGCUCAAUCGGGUUCGAUCAUCCUAAUGCCGUCAGGAUUAACUACCUGGGAAGAAGAGAGUUUGUCCAAAGAUUAAAACUUGAAGCAACCCUUAAUGUGCAUGAUGGCUGUGUAAAUACAAUAUGCUGGAAUGACACAGGAGAAUACAUCUUAUCAGGAUCCGAUGAUACUAAUUUAGUGAUAACAAACCCUUACAACAGAAAGGUCAAGGCCACCAUUCGUUCAGGGCACAGGGCAAACAUAUUCAGUGCCAAGUUUAUGCCACAAACCAAUGAUCAACAGAUUGUUUCCUGCUCAGGAGAUGGAAUCAUAUUCUAUACCAACACAGAGAAGAGCCCAGAGAUUAACAGGCAGUGCCAAUUCACCUGCCACUAUGGAACUGCCUAUGAGAUUAUAACAGUACUCAAUGACCCCUACACCUUCCUGUCCUGUGGGGAAGAUGGUACUGUUCGGUGGUUUGAUGUCAGAAUGAAAACCAGCUGCACAAAAGAAGAAUGUAAAGAUGACAUUCUCAUUAAUUGUCGGCGUGCUGCUACCUCGAUCUCAAUCUGUCCCUUGGUCCCCUAUUACCUAGCAGUGGGAUGCUCAGACAGCUCUGUUAGAAUAUAUGACCGAAGAAUGCUAGGCACAAGAGCAACAGGUAACUACAUGGGCCGUGGAACGACGGGGAUGUGUGUGCGCUUUGUCCCGGCGCACCUCUCCAACAAGUCGUGCCGCGUGACAUCCCUGUGCUAUAGUGGAGAUGGCCAGGAGAUCCUAGUCAGCUAUUCCUCCGACUACAUCUACCUGUUUGACCCCAAAGAUGACCAGGCCCGUGAGCUGAAAGGGCCUUCUGAGGAGAGGAGAGAGGAGCUGCGGCAACCUCCGGUGAAGCGCCUGAGACUCCGGGGCGACUGGUCAGACACGGGGCCGAGAGCGCGGCCCGAGAGCGAACGAGAGAGAGAUGGGGAGCAGAGUCCCAACGUGUCUCUCAUGCAGAGGAUGUCAGACAUGCUGUCCCGAUGGUUUGAAGAGGCCAGCGAAGUGGCCCAGAGUAGCAGGGGCCGCCCACAGCCACGCCCGAGGGGUAAACCACUUCUCUCGAGCAGCACUGCCUCCAGUUCCAGAGGAAGUGGGGGUCACAGCAAACUAGACAAACCUGAGGAGCCCCAGAAAACACAGAGCAAAGAGGAGUCUUCGCUGGAGAGCAUGGAGGCAGCACCGUCAGCUCUAGCGGAAAAGCCCAUGCAGUCCAAAGCACUGGAGCCCCCCGAGCAGACUGGGGCGGGACCGGCUGGGGCUGGAGCUGGAGGCGAGGAGAGCACGGACAGCAGCACAGAAAAGGCCUCUCCCAGCUCUCCGGAGAGCCCCGCGGCCGGGCCGGCAGAAGAGCUCGCUCAGGGAGCGGACAGUGCCUCUUCCCAGCCCCCGGAGGAGCAGCAGGCGGGGGCGGGCCUGGAGAACCCCAGCGAGUCGUGCCGGCGCACCGAGCCUGCGGGAGAAAGCAGUCGUGAGCAGGCCACCCGCAGCUACCAGGAUUCAGACGACAGCGACGAUGACCCCAUUUUAAUACCGUCGGCAAGGUAUCGUGCCGGACAGGGGCAGAGAUUUAAUUUCAGAGGAUCAGCAGUAGGUGAUAGAAUGAUAAGACGCAGUGCUGCGGCCCGCAUCCAGGAGCUCUUCAGGAGGAGAAAGGAGCGGCGUGAGAUGGAGGAGAAUGAGACCCUAAAUAUCAGAAGACCGGCAGUCAAGAUGGUUUACAAAGGCCAUCGCAACUCCCGAACCAUGAUCAAGGAAUCCAGUUUCUGGGGGAGUAAUUUUGUCAUGAGUGGCUCUGACUGUGGGCACAUCUUUAUUUGGGAUCGACACACAGCUGAACAUCUGAUGUUGCUGGAGGCAGAUAACCAUGUGGUAAACUGCCUCCAGCCCCACCCCUUUGAUCCCAUUCUCGCCUCAUCGGGAAUAGACUAUGAUAUCAAGAUUUGGUCACCACUGGAAGAAUCUCCAUCUUUUAAUAGAAAGCUUGCUGAAGAGGUUAUUACCCGCAAUGAGCUGAUGCUUGAGGAGACAAGAAACACAAUCACAGUGCCUGCCUCCUUUAUGCUGCGAAUGCUGGCUUCGCUGAAUCAUAUAAGAGCAGACCGUUUGGAAGGUGAUCGCUCAGAGGGUUCUGGUCAAGAGAAUGAGAAUGAAGACGAGUAGUCUUUUUUUUUUUUUGCUACAAAGCACUUGAAGACUGAGAUUUGUACAAGUAAAAUGUAGAAUAUUUUCCUUACAGAACAUUAGUGCAAUUUUUAGCUUUUUUUUAAACCAUAACUUUAUUAAUAAUUUUCCUUGUGGUUAAACUGCAUUUGAAAAAGUGUGAAUGCAAGCUGUGGCAAUAAAAACGUGAAAAUGGAAAAACAGAUCUGGAUGACGGGUGCUUAAGGAUAUAAAGUGCAAUAUUAUUUUUCAAGAGUAAAUAUCUGAGAUUGGAUCAGUGUUAUGGAGUGGGUUUCAUUAUUAUAGCUAAGGUUAAAUAACUUUGUAUACCUGAUGUUAUGCAUGUAAACAUUAAGGAUAAAUAUGCUUUUCAAGUACAUAAUUUUGUUGUUUAAAUAUUUUCUGGUGAUUAUUUAUAGAUCAGCCAGCCUGUUAAAAAUACAAAUUCAGAUAUUAGCAUCUUUCCUGUGCUUUCUUCUUAAACCAGCUUUCUGAUUUCAGUCAUUGGAGUUCAGCUUUAAGUAGUAUUCAUACUACAGUAGCCCCUCACCACUGGGGUCUCAAACUUUGUGGUUAACAGAGAUAAAAAGAGUUACAUUCACAGUUAAUGAGGCCCUGUCCAACAAAAAUCAAUCCAAAACAGUUAAAGGAGGACAACGUUAUAUUUAAACACCAUUUCAAUUUAUUAAUUUUAAUUUUGGUAGAAAAAAAGUCUUACUCUGGAUGUUUAAUGAAUUGUAACAGGGUGCAUUCUGUCCUUUUAACAGUUUGUAGUUAACAGAAAUCAUUAACGUUUUUAAAUCCUACUUUUAGCAGAACAAUGACUAGGCACGAGUGACUUUCUAAUGAAAAGGUUGUGAUAUUGAACUCAUUGAAUGACAUUCCAAUCUGCUGUCAUUUUUAAACUGAAUUAAUGUUGAGGAUUCAGAGUCGUUUUGGAUGUUAUGUGAAAAAGGGUGAAAUCAGUAGAUGAUAAAUGAGCCUAUAAUUAAAUGUACUGAAAAUGAGAAAUCA